Molecule: messenger RNA, 1651 nt
Organism: Ipomoea triloba (trilobed morning glory)
Lineage: Eukaryota; Viridiplantae; Streptophyta; Magnoliopsida; Solanales; Convolvulaceae
Exons: 1
Coding region: 645-1109 (154 amino acids)
Biological process (GO): regulatory ncRNA-mediated gene silencing
Source: RefSeq, a predicted model, not a curated record
CCUUUUUAUUGUUUGACCCAGCUUAUUUGUAGAGGGGUAAAGCUUCUGUGAUAGCUUCCCCCUCGUGUAGUUGUCGGCUAGGAUCAAGGGUUCAUCACUUCUGGCCAAUGUGUAAGUGUGCCAAACACAGUUUUCAAGUACCAUGAUUCUCUUAUACAAAGGGUAUACUGCUUUUUAUUGGGAGUUUGCUGCUAAGCUAUUAGGUUUUUGGGCUAGUUGGAAUGCAUGUUGCAUGUGAUUACCCCUAUAGAACUUCUACAGAGAUUCUAUUAAUUGGCUGAAGUUUGUGCUUUAGUUUCUUGUAUCAGUUAAUGUGGGAAGAGAAGGAAACUUUCCUUUUCUUUAUUACUCCGUAUGUUAUAUUGUCUUUCAGCUUUGUAAAUUCAUGUAUGCAUCUCUUUCUGUAGUUUGAUCCAGAGGAGAGCAGGCCUCUAAGAGUUUGCCUGCUUAAUAACUUUCUCAAAAUUUUGUCUUGCCCUAUACGUUAAACUUGGCCAGAAAAUAUGUGUCAGAUCAUUUCCCUUCCAACUUUUGGAAGUUCCAUAUGCUCUUAUAUACAAAUACUAGUUUGUUUAUUUAUUUUCUCUUUAAAAAAGGAAGAAGGGGAGUGGACUUUAGCUGUGGUGUAAUGUACAAGUAGUGGAAUGUUUAGUAUGAGAGCUACCUUCUUACCAUUCGAUGAUGUUUUCAGUGUCUUGCAUCUGCAAAUUCUUGACUUCUCCUUUUGCCUCAUUCUGAAAUUUUUGCUUUCAGAUAUUGGAUUUCAAGGGGGCAAGUCAAAAUCAUUAUAUUGCAGAGAAGGUCACCUAGGCAUUACCCUUGUAAAAUUUGCCAGUGAUCAGUCAGGUUUGAAAGAGGCUCUAAGGUUGACAGAAUACUUUCUCAAAGACAACCGUGGGAGAAAUGGUUGGUCCCGUGUGCAUCCCUUGACUUUAGUGAAGGACGAAGAAAACAAUCCAGACCUAGUGAAGGUUGAUCAGCGAACAGGCGAGAAAAAGAGAGUGUUCUAUGGAUAUUUGGCAACAGUUUCUGAUAUGGAUAAGGUUGAUUUCGAGACUAGGAAGAAGGUUUCUAUUGAGAGCAUAAGAGAAUUCCAGUCAUCAUCAUAAUAAAACCGUUAUGGUAACUUUGCUAGGGUAUCUAAUUACUUCCAUCUUCCCUGUCUAGAAAAGUUUCAUCUUUUCGCUUGAUGAUCCGCAUUGCCUUUCCCUUUUGGGGCCUGGGUAAUGAUUUUUCUGUGGCUAAAUUGUCAAUUUCGUGGACAAUUGGUACAAGCUUCCUGCUCUCUUUAUCGUUAAUGAUCAUAGGCUGGUGUUGGUUCUCAAUUGAGCUCUAUGAAUUGUUUGUUGCAUGAAUAGUUAGAAACAGCCAAGGGAUGGUAAGGGAGGGGGAUUGACAGGUAGGAUUAUGCUUACUUUGAUGCUCUUAUUAUUUGUGAUGAUUAUCGAUUAGUUGAUCAUAAUAGGCAUAUAAACUAUACAUCUAUGAUUGCUAGAUUAGUAUCUUCUUAGCAUACUUAGUUGGCUGCUUGGCUUGAAUCUAAGCACAUAUCAGAACACUGCUUUCGUUCUGCCCUUUAAGCCAUUCUUUUGUAUCUCAUUUGUGGAUUGAUCGAGACACUUUCAGUGCACUAAUUGCUUUUUUCCCACUA